AUGGAUCCACCAUUCUCUGAAGGCGAGCAACCUCCCAGGUACACGAGCGGCCUGGUUCCCGGAGCCGCCCAACAAUCAAGUUGCGUGUCAGAGCUUGCCUCCAUGGAUACUGCAUCCUACUACACGCCAUCGCCUGUGGCUCAAAUCCAGUCGCCGCACCCUUCAGAAGCUGCCUCUCUGCCCUCAACUUCCGCCUCGUACGAAAUUCACUAUUGCCCGUCUUGCCCGUCUCCUACUGUGAUCAUCGACGGAUACACAACGUGCUUCCCGUCCAUGACUUCCAACCCUCAGCACUUCCCCAGAAGCCACCAUCACCACGCCUGGUCGUCGCCUCCUCCAGGAUCAGACGAGUUUGACGAAUACUCUUACCACGCUUCUCCCACCUGCGCCAGUAGCGACACUUGCUACAACCCUUCGCCCGUCUCACCAACCUCGUGGCCGUCCCCGCAGUGCCCGCACCAUACCCUUCAGCAGCCGCUGGACCAGUUCCCUUCCCAAGACUCCUUCAAGAACCUACAGAUCUGCACCCCAACCUCUACAGACAGCUUCCCCCUCCCCACCCGCGGCCCCCAGCUCGCCGCGUCUUACACGGGGAGUUUCAUCGACCGCUGUCUCGACGCGGACAUCGACGGACUGCCCCGAGAUAACACCUCCGGGAGGAUUCAAGACUUCCUGAGUGCGAGUCUCCCUGCCACACCCUCGCCCGGCGAGUUUCCUGCAGGAACUCCCAUCUACAUGCCCGCCAUCAACCAGGAUGACGCCUCAUUGGGCGGACCGCAGAACCUGGCGAGCCCAGAUGGAAACCCCAUCUUCAUGCCCGCUACCAACCCUAAUGAUGCCUCACUGGGCAGCCCGCAGAAUUUGGCGAGCCCAGAUGGAAACACCGAAACCAGAGAGCCCAACAUUGAGGACACACCCAUCAGAGAUGAUGAACCGUACGCCCAACUUAUCUACCGCGCCUUCAAGAGCCGGGACGACCACACCAUGACGCUGCAGGAGAUCUACUCUUGGUUCCGCGACAACACCAAGAAGGGCAACAGCCAGAGCAAGGGUUGGCAGAACAGCAUCCGCCACAACCUCAGCAUGAAUGCGGCAUUUACGAAGCGAGACGACAAGACAUUGCAGACGGUCAUCCUCGUUGGCAACCGGGCGUCGCUGCCCACUGACUCCAAGCGAUCCACGGAGUGGGUGCUCGCCGACUGGGCCAUCAAAGACGGAGUGCAGAGCACCACACGCUAUCGCAAGGGCAACCCAACACGCAGCAGGGCUUCUUCCCAAAGCGGAAGCCAGCAGACCGAUGGCCAAAUCUCCACAAGGGCCAUUUCCGGCCGUAGAGGCGGAAACGCCGCGAGCCGCGCCAGGUUGCGCAGUCGCCAGAACGCCCAGCAGACGUCUAUGCCAUUGACUCCCGCAACGGUACAGCAACUGCCCUUGCCUAUCGGGCCACCCUUGCGGCCGGCGAUGCCCUCGAGCAUGUACCCAUAUGGCGGUGAUGAGAUGCUUCAGACGCCUCUUCAGACGCCGCCGCAGAUGGCUAUCACGCAGAACCCAACCUACUCGCCGCUUACCCCGGAGACGAAUGCUCCAGAUUCGUUCUCUCUGGUGCUUCCAGAGGCGAGCCAAGCACACCAUGGCGUCAGUGCCAACCCAGCCGCUGCAUAUGCGCUUGCAAGUGGGAACCAGGGAUCCUUGUACAAUGCGCCAUCCCCAUCCGAGUUCCCCUUCAGCUUCAACGACAUCUCCGGCAUGUACCCGGGCGAAUACUCCCAGAACAACAGCCAACACAUCGUUGGCGGGGCUAGUGGAAGCCUGUUUCCCAUGAACGGUGAUGCCGCUUCCUACGGAUGGGGCAAUGACGCGCCUUAA
This is a messenger RNA of Ilyonectria robusta, 1866 nucleotides long. RefSeq lists its product as uncharacterized. The transcript has 2 exons. Gene Ontology annotation, biological process: regulation of transcription by RNA polymerase II. The record is from RefSeq and is a predicted model, not a curated record. Lineage: Eukaryota; Fungi; Ascomycota; Sordariomycetes; Hypocreales; Nectriaceae. The coding region runs from base 1 to 1866 and encodes 621 amino acids. Gene Ontology annotation, molecular function: DNA-binding transcription factor activity, RNA polymerase II-specific; RNA polymerase II cis-regulatory region sequence-specific DNA binding.